Messenger RNA from Phytophthora sojae, 840 nucleotides. RefSeq lists its product as hypothetical. The annotation marks the transcript as partial. The transcript has a single exon. The record is from RefSeq and is a predicted model, not a curated record. NCBI's taxonomy places the organism in Eukaryota, Oomycota, Peronosporomycetes, Peronosporales, Peronosporaceae.
AUGGGAUUUGGUUCAUGCUUUGCCCGACUCACGGAUUUCUGGGAGGCAGUGCAGGUGGAGCUUCAUGGCUUAUACUCCGUCAAGCGCGUCCGGGAGUACAUCGCCUACAACCAACAGACUGGUAUUGUCCGAGCGCUCUUCGUGGCGGCGAUCAUGCCCUGGCCGUGUGUUAUUAUCACCAUUCUUGUCGACUUGAUGCCGUUGCGGUCACCCAGCGACGGCCUCCACGCCAAUUAUCUGUUCGUCGUCCGGAUCUUCCUCUCCUUCUUGGUCGCCAGCGUCGUCGUGAAUCUCCAGUUCAGGCAUAGCGUGCCAAGCUCGCCGCUGUCGAACCGACGAAUUCUCUUGACAAGCAUUAUUAUCGCUGCCGAAACUACUGGUGUGCUGUAUGGACUGUCUCGAUGCAUUGGCUUCCCGUUACCCUUUGGAAUUAUCACGGUAUCGCCCGCGUGGGUCGCGUUCCUGCUAAUGCCUUUGGCUUCCUUCCUCAGAAGAGCUCGAACCGAUCCAGAAUUAUGGCCACACGUGAUUAAUUCACUCAAGGUUUGGGUGUGCCAAGAAACUCUCGUGGUCAUCUACCCCACGUACUUCUACAUCUUCACGAUACUGCCUUCAAACAUGAAAACCCCCUCCGCGAUGCUUCUUCCGAUAAUUAAGAUGCUGCUGCGCAACAUCAUGUCACGUACGGUGGUCCACUUGAACGACGAGAUCCCGGAGGUUGUCCUCAUGAACGUUGAGGUCUUCAACUCGCUCUUCAUGUCCUAUUGCAUGCAGAACACGCCGUCACUAUGGACAACCCUGGGCCUUAUCGCGGUUGAUGGCGCUCAAAUGGUGGCGUCG